UCAUAGCACUUGGCUCAUGUUAGUUUUUACCCAAGAAGGUAUAAAUUUUUAGUGAUGUGAAAUCAAGGGUGCAUUCUUUUGGAAGAUAUGUCAUUCAUAAUGCGCACAGCUCAUACUUAAACAGUUGACUCUCAUUUACGAGUCUGCAAUUACUUGUGUGAUAUAAUUUUGAAAUCUAUUAAUGUAUUUUAAAUUGUUCCUGCUGAAUAGACCGCCAUUUCAAUUUGUUUAAGUUGUAGGACAUGUCAGAAUAAAUUGCAAAGUAUUUCAUUACAAACUUUGCAUAAUGUGUUAUGUUUUUGUUGUAAAAUUACUUAUAAACCUAAUGAAGAGCAAAAUUAGUUGUUGAGUAAAACGACAAAAGUGUUUAUUCCAUAACUGGUCAUGCACUCAGUACUACCUCAUAGACAUAACAAAGCAUAUUAUGAGAUUUUCAUCUUGUAAAUCAAAAACUGUAUAUUUUAUUUCAAUACAAAUCAUCUUCAACAGAAAGGUAUGGUAAAAAGACUAAUAUAUGGGUUUGUCAACGAAUAUUUUCAAUGUAAACCCACUGCCUUGUCAUUUUGAUGCUUCUGAUUUUCCCAAUAUAUUUUUUUGUUGAAAUAGUCUUCCUUGGAUACUGAUGACUGCCAUGUUUUUAUCUGCAUGUAGUCUUACCCUUUCAAAUCUGUGAAAAUACAGUUCUAUGCAGCUUAGGGUAUAUCAUUACUAGAAAAUGUUUGAGAAAUUGUACAUAAACACGUAGCUGUCGAAGAUGUGGCACUUAUUUGGUGUGGUGUAUCCAUGGUGACUGUUGUCACCGGUAGAUCUUGUAGCUAGCGAGCAAUAUGCUUGUGCAAUGUAAAUUUCUGAUCAUUUUUUAUUUCUUUUAAAAUCUAUUUUUUUCACUGUGAAUGAACAUCGAAAGAUUUGUCUAGCACGUACGUAUAAACCUGUGGGUAUGCUUUGUCACUGGUUUUAUUGGAUAGCUGACUUCUGACAUCAUUUCCCCAUUGAUUCUUAUCCAUUUUCCCGCAUUUUGUAUAUCUAUUAAAUAAAUUACGUCAUAGGCAAAAAGUCAGAGGGUCGGUCAGUGGCGUACCCAGCCCGCAAAUUUGGUCCUGCUAUGUUAAUUUUUCUGUAUUCACUCACUGUAAAAACAACAGAUUUCUAAAGAAAUGAUGACGUUCUAAUAUUUACAUAGCAAGACCAAAACUUUCCUAGCUCGAAAUGCCACUGGGAUCGGCGCUAUAACGCUAAAGCGUCAUUUCCACCUAUCGCACGAAUCAACUCGCAGCUCGCUGCGAGAACUCGCAAUUGUUCGUGUCUGUUUCGAGUACUCGUUGUUUGAUAACUGUUUUUCAGCGAGCUAAAAAAAAAAAUGGCGGACGCUUAAGGAGUGAAGAAUGAGUCCUUUGACUAGAAAGCAAAUAAUUCUUUUACUCUAUUUGCGAAGUCGAAGAAGACAGCGUGAAAAAUACCGCAAACGUUUUUGGAUCAGGCCGAUAUUCCAAAAGAGAUCUCAACAUAGCGAAUUUUUCACUUUAGUGAAGGAAUUACGAGAUGGAGACCACGAAGGUUAUUUCCACUAUUUUAGGAUGUCACCUGAUCAAUUCGAUUACUUACAUGGUCUUGUAGGCUCCCUUAUUCAAAAGAGCGAUAAAAGUCGUGAUGUAAUUAGUUCAGAAGAACGAUUAGCGUUGACACUUCGCUAUUUAGCAUCAGGAGACAGUCCACGAAGUUUGUCUUUCAGUUAUAGAAUAGGAGUGACAAGUGUACAUAGAAUUAUUUCGAAUACCUGUUUGGCAAUUUGUAAUGCUCUUUUGUCAAAAGGAGUUUUGAAAGCUCCCAGUUCACCGUAUGAGUGGUUAAAAAUAGCUGAUGAAUUCAAAAGAAUCUGGAACUUCCCUAAUUGUUGUGGGGCCAUUGAUAAAAAUACAAGCACCAGCAGGAUCAGGGAGUUUGUACUAUAAUUAUAAACACUGGCAUAUCAUUGUUCUCAUGGCUAUUGCUGCAGCAGACUAUUCAUUCAUAUUAGUUGACAUUGGCGAUAAUGGUCGUCAUAGUGAUGGAGGUGUGUUUCAGAAUUCUAAAUUAGGUAUUAGGUUGCUGUCAAAUUCUCUUCAACUUCCUGAACCAUGCUGCAUAAGUAAUAGAAUGAGUACUUUUCCCUUUGUCUUUGUUGGUGAUGAAGCAUUUCCAUUGAUGAAAAAUCUGAUGUGUCCCUACCCUGGAAAAUUUCUACCACAACAUGAGCAAAUUUUCAACUAUCGCCUUUCCAGGGCCAGAAGAGUUGUUGAAAAUGCAUUUGGCAUUGCUGCCUCAAGAUUUCGAAUAUUGAGAAGGGAAAUUAUUGCCAAACCUAUGAAAGUUGAGAGGAUUACCAUGGCUGUAGCUGCACUUCAUAAUUUCCUGAUAAAGUCGGAGGCAAAACAACCAGCAUGUUCUAGACAGUAUUUACCCCAUGGUUUUGUGGACAGUGAGGACAGAAAUGGAAAAAUUUUAUUGGGCUCAUGGAGAGCCUCUGUGGAGAAUGCACAAGGCUUAAAGUCAAUUGGGAGACAAGGCUCAAAUUUUUAUAAGAAAGAUGCCUCAGAAGUACGAGAUCAAUUUAAAGAGUAUUUCAUGAAACCAGAGGGUGAAGUUCCAUGGCAGCAAAAUCAUAUAUCUUUUAAUGGGAACCUUGAAUGACUAUGAUUUAUUCUUUCAAAAUUCUUUUCCUCUUUGCAUGGUUAUUUUUCAUUCUUACAAGUUUAACUAUUGCUAAUGUAAACUCAGUUUUUUUCUCUAAAGCAAAUGACAUUUUAAGUAAAUUUUAUUAAAUUAGAUGUAGUUUAUGUUAAUAUAGUGCUCCAAUGCUGUGUUACACAAUUUCAUUUGAAUCACUCGUAACAAUAUCUUCCUCAUCAAUUUCAUGAAGUUUUUCACUGCUUUGGUUGCAACUGAGGUUGCUUGAAGUGGCUCUGUGCAAUAUGGUUUCUCUGAUGAAAUCCAUGCUUCUAAACCAUUUCCAUCUUAUUUCUUUUCCUGUUUCAGAACCAGAAGGUAAAUUCUGAUUUCUUACAUCUUCUGAAAAAGUAUCUCUUAAUCCUUUCCAUUUCGCUUGACAUGAUGAAACUUUGAAGACAAAAUAGAAAAAUAAUUAAAAAUUAUACUGUUCUUUAGCAAUUCUAUAGCAUUUUUCAGUGUUUUCGGACUGACCUGGUAGUUCAACUUCGUUUGCCACACAUUGCCAUGCAUUUUCUUUUUGUGUUUUGCCUCUGUAUUCACGGCUUUUUACCAUGUACAAAACGUGAAAUUUUCUUACUGUUUCGAUUAAAAGUUCGAUCUUUUAAUCGCUCCAUCUUUCGUUUCGCUCUUGUCGAUCCGACAUUUUGUACUUUGUUUUUUGAAAAAAAUGGGGAAAGUAACAUAAUGCUAAAAAAACGAUGCCACGUGAUCAGCCUUUCUUUCAUUGGUGAAUUUUUAUUUGAAAUAGCUGCGAGGAAAAAAUAGUUGAAAAAUGUGAACUAUCUGCGAGGUCAAAAAAUACUAGUUGCGAGUUUGCGAGUUCUCGCAGCGAGCUGCGAGUUGAUUCGUGCGAUAGGUGGAAAUGAGGCUUAAUUGAGUGGUUAUAGACCGACUGAUUUCUUUAGACGGCCAAUCAACUUUCAAAAGAAAUCAGUUGAGCAAAACUGAAUAUAUGAUAUUCAAAAUCCUCCAGAAAUGGCCUUCUAGCGACGACCCAGCUGUUGGGGGCCUUAGUUCUUCAAUUAACCCUACUCCUGUUCAUUUCGCGUUAUGAUUAUGAUCAUGGGGAUUGGGCAAAUAUGGUCACAUGGUUAUCUAGCCGCCAUUUUUGUUUCAAAAGCGCAAAUUAUAAUAACAAUUUUUUCAUAGGAGAUAAAUUAUUAGAAAUAAUUUAUCAUGAUUUAUGUUGUGGUUUAAUAGUGCCAAUCAAAGGGCUCUUCCACUCAUCGCAAAACGUACUCGCAAGCUCGCUGCGAGUGCUGCGUGUUACUCGCAGCGAGGUUACCGUGAUCUGGAGCAUAGUUAUAAUAUUUCAACAAAAUUUUUUAAUCGCGCGAACUAAAUGUCCAUUAGCCAAUAAAAUUUGUUGAAAAUAUCACAUGACUAGUCUUAAAACCAAAAUGGCUGUAAACAGUGAGGUAUCUGUGUGGACCGACGCGAAGAUUGAAAUUCUAGUGGAAAGUGUUAAAAAAUAUAGAGUGCUCUUUGAUGUCACUUAUAAAGAGUACAAGAAUAAAGGAAUGAAAGAGAAUGCGUGGAAGAAAGUCGCUGAUGAAUUGGAAUUUCCAGGUUAGAUGAAGUUUUAACUUUUACAAUUUUAUCAGGGGUUGCUAGUUUCUUUCCCAGUGUGCUCGAAAUUUUUAAUUAUUUGCGUUUUCCUUUUUGGUUUUAUACUUUUUACAUUCCAGAUGUUUUGAAAAAUGAAGACAACUAACCCCUUGCUUUGUGGGUCCUGACAUUAUUUUUAAUAUUUAGUUCACGUUUGUCAAGCAAAAUGGAAAGGACUUCGUGACACGUUUUCAGAAAACAUCCGACGUGAAAGACAUCCAUCUGAAUCAGGAAGAAAGAAAGCUAUUAGAUGGAAGUGGUUCAACCAUAUGCAGUUUGUUAGAGACUGCAUGUCACAGAGAGCUAGCUCGGGUAACAUUGGUUUUGUGCCAAUAUGCAGUGAAAAUGAAAGAGCUGGUUUUUCUGAGACAGAUGAAAGCAUUGAAAUGAAUAUAAUUGAUUCAUCAUUACCAUGCAGUAGCAUAUUGGAAGUUGCUUCUUCUGAAGUAACAAACAACAAUCAAACUAUUUCACAAAACUUGGAUUUAAAAAGAGUGCACAAUGAUCAAUUAUCAAUUGGUGUGAAUAAAUCACCAGUGAAGAAGAAAAAAAUGUUGAUCGGGAAAUUGAUAUAGCAAUCUUGAAAUUGUUAAAGGAAGAUAAUAAAAAGAAAAGAUGUAAUGUCAGCUCAAGUGAACCAGAUGCAGAAGCUUCUUUUGGAAAUUCAAUUGCCCACACACUGAGAAGCUUUGACAAUUAUCAUAAAGCUUUGGCAAAGAUGAAAAUCACAGAAGUAUUGUUUCAGAUGGAGUGUGGGUUGCCACUCUCAGAAGAUUGAUCUUGAAUAUUGACCAACCCUCAUUUCUGCUUGUUGAGGUUGUAUUCUCAACAUUUUAUGUUGAUUGAAUUUGUUUAAUUGUUGAUUGUUAAUUUAUAUAAUUAAUAUAUGAGGUAGCAAAACAUUCUGUUUAUGUAGAUACCUAUGUGUUAUAACUAUUUAAAGUGUACAACUUAAAAAAUUUAAAUGAUUACAAAACCUUGUGGAUCAAUUUGAUCAUAAGUGUAAUUGUGCAUUAAUUGUUUAUCUAAAUUCAUUCAAUUAAUUGACAAAGCAAUCUGCGUAAUGCAAAAUUGAAAAACAAAAUUAAAGUA
Molecule: messenger RNA, 5409 nt
Organism: Xenia sp. Carnegie-2017
Lineage: Eukaryota; Metazoa; Cnidaria; Anthozoa; Malacalcyonacea; Xeniidae
Product: protein ALP1-like
Exons: 2
Coding region: 1861-2670 (269 amino acids)
Source: RefSeq, a predicted model, not a curated record